AUGGUUGACGCUGCUAUCGAGUAUGCCAAGACCCUUAACGUUUCAAAAGAUGGCAAGGACCUUUGGGUCUUUUACGUGGAUGAAGCCACUCUCUCUAAUGUUCCUUAUUAUGCUCGUCCUAUGGUCGGCUUUGGGGCAACAAAUGCCAACAUUGGUAAGAAGUUUGAGUCGUGGAUUAAUGAAGGAAAAUCACCAGCAGUGUCAGGCGUUCUUCGUCUGUAUCAAACGUUGUUAGACUUGGGUAUUAAACCAAUAUUUAUAACGGACACAAAAGAAGAAUUUAGACAAGUGAGAAUGGCCAACCAAAAGAAAGCUGGCUAUCAUUCAUGGGGAAGAAAUGAUACAAGAUAUUCAGUAUUUUUCGCUUCCAACAAAAACAAUUAG
Capsicum annuum is the source of this 384-nucleotide messenger RNA. RefSeq names its product acid phosphatase 1-like. The coding region runs from base 1 to 384 and encodes 127 amino acids. NCBI's taxonomy places the organism in Eukaryota, Viridiplantae, Streptophyta, Magnoliopsida, Solanales, Solanaceae. The record is from RefSeq and is a predicted model, not a curated record. The transcript is spliced from 3 exons.